This is a messenger RNA of Doryrhamphus excisus (bluestripe pipefish), 2110 nucleotides long. Lineage: Eukaryota; Metazoa; Chordata; Actinopteri; Syngnathiformes; Syngnathidae. The record is from RefSeq and is a predicted model, not a curated record.
CGCCAUUAAAGCAAACGAAGAAGAAGCGCAAGCAACAGACAACAAAAAACGGAACAAUUACCCCUGUUAGCUAAAAGACCACAUCAAAAUGUUAAAAGAGUUGGUAAAAGAGCGACUCAUGGCGGCGGCUGACGAAAUAUUCGAACUUUUUGAAAGAGCGAUAGCGUCGUACGAGGAGGAACUUUGUCGAACAAGAGAGGGCGAGAAGCGACAUCGACGACAUCCGGAAACUGUUUGCCAGACUCGAAGUGAGCUACGAAUUGAAGACGUCCAGAAGCCGUUUGAUCAUCAAGAAGAACGUCCCCCUCAGCUGCAGACGGUGAGGUCCACUUUGAAGCAGGAAGCUCCGCAGCCGCCCCACAUUAAAGAGGAAGAGGAGGAACGCUGGACCACUCAGAAGGGUCUUCAAUACCCGGAGGAGACUAAUCCUGAUCCUGAUCUCACCAAGUUGCCACAGACAGUUGUCUCUGUGAAGACUGACGACCAUGAAGAGAAACCACCUUCACUGCUCCAUCUCGGUCCAAAUGAGAACAACAACAGCAGCAGCUUAACUCAACACAUGACAACAGAAGCUGACUGGGACCAUUAUGGAGCAUCACAAGCAGAUAACGACCACACAAUGUCUCAAUGCUCUGCCGAAGAACCUUUGAGCAGCGACGCAGACUGUGAAGGUGCUAUGAGGACUCGAACUGACAACAAACACCCUGAAUGUUCUACAAAGAAGACAGGGAAAAAAAGCUUUUCCCAUAAGAACACAAGGCCGCACGCAGAAGAGAAACCUUUUAGUUGCUCAAUUUGCGGCAAAACAUUCUUGGAGGCGUCAACUAUGCUCACACACCUGACGACACACACUGGAGAGAAACCAUUUUCUUGUUCAUUUUGCGUGAAAACAUUCUCCCGACGGAACAUUUUAGCAGCACACAUGCGGACGCACACCGGAGAAAAACCUUUUAGUUGCUCGGUUUGUGCUCAAACGUUCGCCCAGAAGGUAAAUAUGACAACACAUAUGAGGAGACACACUGGAGAAAAACCAUUUACAUGUUCAGUGUGCGAUAAAAGGUUCACUCAUAAGGUGACCAUGGUAAAACACAUGAGAACACACACAGGAGAAAAACCGUACGUUUGCUCCGUUUGUGAUAAAGGGUUCACUACCAAGACAAAUAUGCUCACACACUUGAGAAAUCAUGCAGGAGAAAAUCAUUGAUUGACAAUUCCUUUGAAUAAAAUGUCUCUGGGCGGCACGGCGGUCUGGUGGUUAGUGCGCAGACCUCACAGCUAGGACACCAGGGUUCGGUCCCCGCCCUCGGCCAUCUCUGUGUGGAGUUUGCAUGUUCUCCCUGUGCAUGCGUGGGUUUUCUCCGGGUACUCCGGUUUCCUCCCACAAUCCAAAAACAUGCUAGGUUAAUUGGCGACUCCAAAUUGUCCAUAGGUAUGAAUGUGAGUGUGAAUGGUUGUUUGUCUAUAUGUGCCCUGUGAUUGGCUGGCGACCAGUCCAGGGUGUACCCCGCCUCUCACCCGAAGACAGCUGGGAUAGGCUCCAGCACCCCCCGCGACCCUCGUGAGGAAAAAGCGGUAGAAAAUGAAUGAAUGAAUGAAUGAAAAUGUCUCUUGUCGCACACACUCAUAAACACACAAAGAAAAAUUACAAAAAUAAUGGCAUAAUAUGAGGAAAAAAUGACUUCAUUUUAAUUAAAUAAAAGUUGAAAUAUAAAAUUUUGACGUUAUUUGUAAUAUUGUAAAAAAACAAAACAAUGAAUAUUGUUGUAAUAAUUUAAGUUGUGGAAAGAAUAUUAAAAUAAAGUCAGAAAAUGUACAAUAUUUGGAAAAACAGCAAAAAUAAAAUUAAUAAAACUCUGACUAUACGACUUUUAUUAUAACAUUUAUGAUAAAAGUUGUACAUUUAUGAGAAGUCAUAAAAGUCCCCCCUUCUCAUAGCUGUCUUAGGCAAUGCCUGCUGUGGCGCAGUAUAAAAAUAAUCAGAGAUUUUGAAAAUAAAGUUGAAAAUUUACAAGUAAAAACUCUGAUUUAUGAGAAUAAAUUUAUUGAUAAUAAAAGUCGUAGAUUUGCGAGGAUAAAGUCAUAAAAGUCCCCCCUUGUCAUAGCUGUCUCA